AUGGAGAACAAAACUGUCCCAAUGGAUAUUCUACAGCUGUUGGGGUUAAAGAUCAGCCCUGAGUCCUCCAUUCCCGCCUUCAUCAUCCUCCUCCUCGUCUACAUCUUCAUCAUGGCGUCCAACAUCGGCCUGGACCUCCACCAGCCCAUGUAUCUGCUCUUCUGCAACAUGAGUAUCAACGAUGUUAUUGGGGCCACGGUCAUAAUUCCUCGCUUGCUGAGCGAUGUUUUUACUCCAAUGACAGAGCGGUACAUCCAUUACAUAGACUGUGUCAUCCUGGCCUUCUGUGCUCACUUUCACGGAGGCGCCUCACUUACAGUACAGAUAAUCAUGGCUUUCGACCGGUACGUGGCCAUCUGCAACCCCCUGCGUUACGCCACCAUCAUGACCAACAGGAUGGUGGCAAAGCUGUCGGUUGGAGCCUGGGUGGCGGCCUUUCUCUUGAUUGCAGUCAGCGUAGGCCUCAGCGUUCGCCUGUCACGCUGCAGGAGAGUUGUACUCAACCCGUUCUGCGACAACGCCUCCCUGCUCAAGCUCUCUUGCGAAAACGUUAUUGUCAACCAAAUCUACGGCCUCAUUAGCGCCAUGGGCACGAUGUCCGUGUCCAUGUGCAGUGUAACGCUCUCCUACCUGAGGAUCGCCAUAGUGUGUUUGAGUAGUAAGAACAAGGCUCUGAACAGCCAGGCGCUGCAGACCUGCUCCACCCACCUGGCUGCGUACGUCAUCCUUCACAUGUCAGGCAGCAUCAUCAUCAUCCGCCAUCGUUUCCCUGACUUGUCAGACGAAAGGAAGCUAACGUCCAUCUUGUUCCAUGUGAUUCCUCCUGCUAUGAACGCUGUUAUCUAUGGAUUGCAAAUCAAAGCAGUCAAACGGAAAAUUAUAAUUAUAUUUAACAGGAAUAAAAUGACUGUGUCACAAGUGAAAUGA
Molecule: messenger RNA, 927 nt
Organism: Xiphias gladius (swordfish)
Lineage: Eukaryota; Metazoa; Chordata; Actinopteri; Istiophoriformes; Xiphiidae
Product: olfactory receptor 52N5-like
Biological process (GO): G protein-coupled receptor signaling pathway
Cellular component (GO): membrane
Molecular function (GO): G protein-coupled receptor activity; olfactory receptor activity
Source: RefSeq, a predicted model, not a curated record